AUGAAAAACAAAUACUCUCCUAUUUCAGAUUCUGAUGACUCUUCCAAAACGCUCAAUGAUGAAAAGGCAGAUAGUCAGUCGUCUCCUUCAAAUGGUACGCCUCCUCCGUAUUCAGCUUCAAACAAGUUUAUCGAUUUAGAAAUGGCUGAUGGAUCCGCUCAGAAUUCCGCUAAUAAUUCUGGUUGGGAUGUGGUGCUUUGCCAGAAAGUCUUAGCAGGCAUCUUGUUGCCUAUAACUAUUGGGUAUAUUGUGGCCUAUGCUAUUCUUCUUGUGUUAUUUUUUGGUUUUAAGGCUUCUGUGAGUGCGAAACCCCUUUGGGGGCUUUCUGCUGGCUGUGUAGCAUCCUUUGCAUUGUUUUUGUUUGCAAUGACUCAAAUGCCUAAAGAAUGGUUCCCGCAGGCCAAACAAGGGCUCACGCAAGCUGGAAGAGCAACCAAAAACGUAUUGUCAGCUAUGUGUAUCUCAGUAUUAUGUGUGUGUUUUCUCGAUGUCCUCGGUUUCACCGUGUAUUAUGCUGCAAAGAAGUUUACAGGAUUUGAAAAGAUAAACAAUAAUUUUUUCUAUGCUGUUUGUUUUGUUAACUUUGUCUUGUUUCUUUUAUUGACGAUGAAUGCAAAUGCGCGCGAACUAUUAAGAUUAGUUCUCGUCGAUCUGAGAAACGGAAUAGGCGUCGGCGUAAACGGAAUAGGAAACGGCAUAGGAAAUGGUAUAGGAAACGCUGUGGAUCGUAUUUUAGAUACAAAUCGAGGAGAGCAAGUACCUCAGAACGAACAAAUCGAACUCCAGCAUCUUUCUGAGCAAAGCGCUGAAGUUUAA
Schizosaccharomyces osmophilus is the source of this 816-nucleotide messenger RNA. RefSeq names its product wtf meiotic driver (gene wtf20). The transcript is spliced from 5 exons. The record is from RefSeq and is a predicted model, not a curated record. The coding region runs from base 1 to 816 and encodes 271 amino acids. NCBI's taxonomy places the organism in Eukaryota, Fungi, Ascomycota, Schizosaccharomycetes, Schizosaccharomycetales, Schizosaccharomycetaceae.